Molecule: messenger RNA, 4447 nt
Organism: Sus scrofa (pig)
Lineage: Eukaryota; Metazoa; Chordata; Mammalia; Artiodactyla; Suidae
Source: RefSeq, a predicted model, not a curated record
UCUCGUCGUCGCCCGGCCUGUUGGGUUCCCAUGUUCCAGUCUCACUGGUUCUGGGGACGGUGGCCUGGACUCGGCAUCCCCCGGUUUACAGGCGGCUGUGGGGACAGGGAGGGCCUGGGGGCGGGGAGGCCCAGAGGGUCCCUCAGGCCUCGCCGGCAAGGCUUGUUGGGUGCCCUCUUCUGAGCUCCCGGCUUUUGUGCCACGUCCACAGUCCUGUCAAACCUCGUUUCUGCUGUGAAGCCUGUUUCGCUGUCAUUUCACGCAUGUGGGACCGAUGCCCUGGCCUUUGGCUUCAAGCGGGCAGGAGAACAGGGCUCUGUGCCCCCGCGUCUUCCAGGGACGCCAGGGCGCACCUGCCUCCAGAACUCGGGCGUCCGUUGCGCUCUCUCUGCCCUGACCCCGACUGCUUUUCUGCUCCCGGGCGCUCCGGGAUGGAGCAGGCCUGUGCUGGGCUCUGGCCCCCGCCCCUAGGGUCCUGCGUUGGGGGCCAGAGGCGUCCCGGCCACGGGCUGUCCCUUGCCCCCACGCCCUCCCCCCGCAGACCCGUGCCGGGCAUGGCACGGCAGCGGCACCCUCGGCUCACAGGGCCCUUCCAACCCGGCGCCUUAGUGAGGCCCGUUCGGUACCCACGCCAUCCCUUCUGAGAGGUGGUUCUGCGCCUGGCCGUGCGGGGCCCCAUGGGCCUGCCGCUCUCCUUUCACACCAUCCUAGCUCCCAGAUGCCACCCUGGCAUCCCCUGGCGCCGCGACCCCACUGCUGCGCCCUCAGCCUCCGCGGCACUGGGCGGGGCCGCUCCGGGAGAGGGGACGGCCAGCUCCGAGCCCAUGGCCCUUGGGCUGGCCGCCGGGGAGCCUGGUCGCCGGCGGUGCCGUCAGCCUCCCAGACACAGGCCGCGGGGGUCGAGGGGAAGCGGAGGCUGGGACGCACCCCACAUGCGGUGGCGAGCGGCCCUGCUCGGGGUGUGGACGCUGCGGGACGCCAAGGCGUGCAGGUGAUCUUAGACCUGAUCCCGUACGAGGCCGUCUCGGUGAGGAGGGCGCUGGGUUCCGACGCGGCGCUCCUGGCGAAGCUCGGCCUUUCUUCUCUGCCCUCCUGCUACCUCAUCUACCCCAACGGCUCCCACGGACCCGUCACUGUCGGGAAACCUCUCCGGUCCUUUUUUUCCUCUUAUUUGAAGUCGCUGCCAGGUGUGAGGAAGAAAUCGCUUUUGUCGCCCGAGAAGCCAGACAGGGAAGAAGACUCUGGGACCGUGGCUUGGAGGGAGUUUGACAGGUCAAAGCUCUACACGGCGGACCUGGAGUCCGCGCUGCACCAGCUGCUGAGGGUGGAGCUGGCCGCCCACAAGGCCCUGGCCGGGGCCGAGCUGCAGACACUCAAGGACUUCGCCACCGUCCUCGCCAAGCUCUUCCCCGGGCGGCCGCCGGUCCGGAAGCUGCUGGAGACGCUGCAGGAGUGGCUGGCCAGCCUUCCGCUGGACAGGAUCCCCUACAACGCCGUCCUCGACCUGGUCAACAACAAGAUGCGGAUUUCUGGCCUGUACCUCACUCGCCGCGUCCAGUGGGUCGGAUGUCAGGGAAGCCGAGCGGAGCUGAGGGGCUACCCGUGCUCCCUCUGGAAGCUCUUCCACACUCUGACUGUCCGAGCCGGGACCCACCCGGACGCGCUGGACGGCACAGGCUUUGCAGGCGACCCCCAGGCCGUUCUGCAGGUCAUCAGGCGGUACGUCCGCGUCUUCUUUGGGUGUAAGGAGUGCGCCGAGCAUUUUGAGGAGAUGGCCGAAGAAUCGAUGGACUCCGUGAGAACCGCAGACCAGGCAGUUCUCUGGCUCUGGAGGAAGCAUAACGUGGUCAACGGCCGCUUGGCAGGCCAUCCGAGUGAGGACCCCAAGUUUCCCAAGGUCCCGUGGCCCACUCCGGACCUCUGCCCCGCCUGCCACGAGGAAAUCAGGGGCCUGCCCAGCUGGAACGAAGGCCAGGUGCUCCUGUUCUUGAAGCGGCACUACGGCAGCGACAACCUCGUGGACACGUACUCCGAGGACCUGGGAGGCGCCGGCGAGGGCGCCCCGGCCGAGGGCGAGGGGCCGGAGCGGGGCCGCACUUCCCCAGAGCAGCCCCGCGGAGCCCUGGGCGCCGAGGGCCUCCGCGUGCCCAGCGAGCUGCCGCCCGGGCCUCACCUGUCAGAGCGGUGGCGCCAGGGCCCGGCCGCGGACCUCGGGAGUCUGAGCGGCGCCGAGGGCCGCAGGGGGGCCGAGGCGGCCGCCGCCGCCGCCGCCUUCCUGGGGCUGGGCUUCUCCAGCCUGGACAUGAGCCUCUGCGUCCUGCUCUACGUGGCCUCGUCCUUGUUCCUGAUGGGAAUGUGCUGCUUCUUCCGGCUGCGGUCCAAGCGCUGGAAGGUCAGGCUCCACCACCCGUCCGUGUAGACGUCUCGAGACCAUGGACGCGCCUUCGGGGGAGCCCGCGGCUUCCGUCUUGAGAGCAGGGAUCUGUCCGCGCACCAGCCCUGAGGGCCCUCCGCCGUGCCUGCCUCUGCCUCUGCCCGCAGGGCUCACGCCCGCACCUGGCGAGGGACUGUUGGCCUUGCUGGCCCCUCGGUGGCCACCUUGCCCAGACCCGGGAGCGGGGGCUUCUGUUUUCUCUCUUCCAGGUCUCAGAGCGGGCGGGGGGCCCUUCCCCCGGCUCUCGCAGCCUCGCUGCCCUGGGACCUGAGAGCAGCCCCCCGCCCCCCAGGCCCCCAGUCGCCUCCCCGGCCCGCCUGCUCCCCGAAGCCAGUGGUUCUCAGUGGUUCACCUGUGUUCGUGCUUCUCCACUGUGUGGUUAUUUCUGCUCGAAGCAGGAGAAAUCUCCCUGGACGUCGAGGCAGCUCAGGACCAGAGAAGGGACGCCCCUCCCCGCCCUGCUCUCCGCAGGCGCUUCCCCUCCAAAGGCGGAUGGGGGGCGGGGGGGCUGCGGGCCGGGGUGCUGCCCCUCGGGCUCCAGAGGCGUUCUCCUUGUUCCCGUGGUGACAGGCGGCUCCGAGUCCCCUCUGCCUGCCUGUGGGCUGGGCAGACCUGCUGGAGGCCCUGAGAGAUGGGGUCCCCCACGUGAGGGGCUGGCAGGGGCCUCCGAGGGGGCCCGUGUCUUCCCCCUCCAGCACCCACGCGGCACAGCAGGAGCCCAGGGCUCAGCGGCAGGGCGGCGGUGGCGCCCUAAGGCCAAACCGCAUUUGCCUGAAGCUGUUCCACCAGGUGUCCUGGUUCCAGGCCAGGUCCUCAGGCUUCAAGGAUUGGUUUUCUAACAUUUAAUGGUUUUAACACAUCAUUUGUAAAACCCAAAACAUUUAGAAGUAAAUUCGCCCCUGAAAAUGUAAACAAAGACAGACACUGUGGCAGGGACACUUCCUGAGAUCCUUUGUGGCUGUUGGUUUGUCUCACAAGCUCAGACGUACGUGUGUGAGUGUGUGUGUGGGGGAGACCACGAUGCUGUACCUGUGCGUGCGUGUGUGUGCGCGUGUGUGUGUGAGUGUGUGCGUGCGUGUGUGGUGUGUGUGAGUGUGUGUGUGAGUGCGCGUGUGUGUGCGCGUGUGUGUGUGAGUGUGUGUGUGAGGGAGACCGCGAUGCUGUACCAGUCUUUCCACUCUGCCUCUUUCUCUUCCACCCACUUAGGGUGUUUACUAAGUGCAGCCGACCACGUGGUGUGUCCUACGACACGGAUGCUGGUGUGACACCAGCAGCGUGGGGGGGACUGUCAGCUUCUGGUCACUGUCCGUGGGGGGCGCGGGCCGCAGGCCCUCAGAGCAGGGACUGGCUCCUGAGCUGCUCCCAGAGGUUUCUUGUUUGACGCUUUCUCAGCCCUGGAAGCCUUUGUGUUUUAAAGCCGGCUUGUCUUCCUGGGCGUGUGCCUGCGUUACUGAGGUCCCUGGGCAGCCUGACGCAGGAUCCAAAGGGAAAUACUUCGGACCAGUCCUUAAACGGCCUUUUGGUUCACAGCCAGUGUCUUUUUCUCCCCAGAAGUAAGUUUCUUUGGGCGGAACUGGGAUGGCGCCUUGCUUACUUUCUAGAACCCGCCUGAGGGUGAUGGUGGCAUUCAGGGUCAUAGCAAUGUUGCAGUUGGAGGGACAAGGUGUGCACAGGCCUGUCGUGGUCGGGGGAGGAUGUGCCAAGGUGGCCCGGGGCCCUGCGGCCCGUGUGCCAAAGCGGGAACUCAGCCUCACGUGCUGCUCAGAACCAGACGCUCCCUUUAGGCAGAGGUUCAAUUCUCUUUCCUAAAGUUGUGAAUAUUGAGACUAAUGAACAUAGUAGCUCGAUAAUUUAAAUGUAUAUUUAUUUUUAAUGGAAGGAUUUUGAUUAGAAAGAAGCUACUUGACAUGGGAAUGUCAGUGAAAUUUCCUACUUGCCAGGGACACAAACAUUUUGUAUGUAUGUAAAACUCUAAUGUGCACAUUUUAAAAAUAAAUCUGAUGUUUGAAAACA